This is a messenger RNA of Lotus japonicus, 942 nucleotides long. RefSeq lists its product as uncharacterized. The record is from RefSeq and is a predicted model, not a curated record. The coding region runs from base 200 to 571 and encodes 123 amino acids. The transcript has 3 exons. Lineage: Eukaryota; Viridiplantae; Streptophyta; Magnoliopsida; Fabales; Fabaceae.
UUGUGAUGGUUUUUAUGUUGGUCUUUCAUAUCAGUAUUGACCAUUAGGAGAUUUGAUAUUUUUAAUUAAUAAUAUUGUGGUAGAAAACAUUUUAUUUCUAUUUAUAUAUAUAUAUAUAUAUAUAUAUAUAUAACUGGCGUACCCGUACCCUGGUUUUUCAAAAAAUGUCGUACCCGGUACCGUACCCGUAUCCGUAUCCAUGCAACAUAGUAUUUUCUCAAUCCCAAUUGACAGAUUUGAUUAUUUAGCGUGUGAUUCUAACAGUAAAACAUUUGAAUUCGAGAUUCUAGAUUUAAAUGAUAAUAUUGAAAUAAAGAGGUGUGGGGUCAUUCCAGUAUAUGCUUCUCAAGAUCAACAACAGACUAUUCCAACAGAUCAAUGUGGUUGUAAGAGAAAAACACCAAGUUUCAACAAAGACGAAAGUUCAAGACCUGAAAAGCAUGUUGUACGCUUUGACAUCGAUUUAAAUCAGACAUUUGAAGUGUCAGAAGUCUCUGGGCGUGAAAUGCAAUUUGAACAUAUAAUUUCUGAGUUUGGGGAACAAGAAAAAAUGAAUUGGUUGAGGCUAUAGAUAAACUGAAAAGAGACUUGGAUUAUUAUGAUGCUGAAAGUUGCAACCUAAAGAGAUUCAGGUUUCGCAGUGGUUGCCAGAAUGCAAGACUAUCAUCAGAGCCUUGUAGCCCAUAACCAUAAGUUUCGAUGGUCAACAUAUGUAUAUCUUGAUAUCACACCUUUCUGGGUUGACAAUGUAUUUGAUGUUUGAUGUUGAUUUGGAACUCUCGUUGUAAUUUAUCAGCUUGUUUAAGUUCACAUUGAUUGAACUUUCCAUUUUGCUAAACCACCAAUUUUGUCCUCACAUUUUCUUAAAAUAUUUGUCUUCUAACCGAGAUAGUUCAGAGACAAUCGUGAGAUGUGGAGAUAAUUUAGAGGCUAAUGUAUGUG